UAUAUAAAGUAGCUGGAGCGGUUACUCUUCGCAUUUUCAGCUAAUCAAAAUUUGAGCCAUGGCUGCUCUCUCCCCCACUCAAAUCGGUGCUGAGAUUUUGAAGGCUACUGCUGAUGGAAACAAAAAAGCACUCAAGGUCAUUGGAAGGACACAUGGUAAGUCAACAAACUUAAAGCACAUCUGCGAUUUAUACAAUGACUUCGCCACGGGCCGGAGAGCCAUUCAUCACGCUGCUGAAAAGGGAAAUUUGGAGAUUUUAACACGCUUAGUGGAACGCUUCGGAGCCUUUGUUGAUAUCCCGUCUUACUGCGGGGAUACUCCUCUGAUAGAAGCUGCCAAAGAGGGACACAUCAAUGUUGUGGAAUUUCUGAUCAACCAUAAAGCUCAAGUGCAGGCAGCGAAUAAAAAGGGAUUCACUGCGUUGCAUUAUGCAGUUCAAAAAGAUAACAGGGACCUUAUGGAAUUGUUGCUGAAUAAUGGUGCUCCUACGGAGAAAGAUUCUGUGGAUGGAACACCUUUACAAAUUGCUGCAUCUCGAGGACAAAUCAAGUCUAUCAAGUUGCUGCUGAAAUAUGGAGCGGAGCCUAAUUCAAACAUUUCAGAAGUUCAGGACACCCCUCUUAUAUCAGCAAUCAAGGCGCUCUCGUAUGAAUGUGUGAAGCGUCUGAUUAAGGCUAAGGCUGACCCAGACAAGUUUUUAUAUGGGUUAACUCCUUUGGCACAUGCAGCAAAACUACCAGACACGAAAUAUCUCGAAUGUUUGAUUGCUGCUGGAGCAACUCCUGAUAAACAAUGCACAGGUCGCACAAUAGCUAUUGAGGAAGCUGCAAUGGUAGAUAAUGGUAAAGCUGUUUCGAUUUUGUUUCCAUUGACUGCAAAGCUUACAGGGUAUCAAACAUGGACUGUUGAUGGCAUAAUGAAGUACAAUCGUUCUGGACCAGCAAAAGCAAAGAGAGAGGCAUAUAAGAAACGUUACUUGGGAAUACUUGAAGGUUUAGGCAACAGUAGUACAGAGAAGGAGGAUUAUCCCACUGCAUUGAAGUGGUAUAAUGAGGCUGUUUUUAUCGACCCUGACAACGUGAGGUGGCUAUCGAUGCGAAGCAUGUGCUAUGCGAAUAUGGGCAACGGGGUGCUUGCUGCACGCGAUGCUCUGGAAUCCAUUAAACGCAACCCACAGAGGUGCCCCUGCCGCAAACCUCACUAUGCUGUCGGAGAUCAUGGCCUUGCAUGGCAACUAUUCAAGAGGUACCACAUGGCAUCCAUGGACUUCAUCUUGACUCCAGACAACUUGGAAUACAAGGAAGCAUAUAGAGUUGCUUUGUUUGAAUACUUUUCUUGGCUGUAUCUGACAAGCUGCCCAGGGGAGAUCAUGAUCUAUUUCCAGCAUUUCAUGUAGAGAGAUAAAGAGAUGUUUUGUGUCUGUACAAAUACAUUGGAGCUAAUAUCAACUGCAAAUAUUGAAUGAU
Molecule: messenger RNA, 1466 nt
Organism: Salvia splendens (bonfire salvia)
Lineage: Eukaryota; Viridiplantae; Streptophyta; Magnoliopsida; Lamiales; Lamiaceae
Product: protein fem-1 homolog C
Exons: 12
Coding region: 59-1396 (445 amino acids)
Molecular function (GO): protein binding
Source: RefSeq, a predicted model, not a curated record